AUGUAGGGCAGCUGGAUGUGCCAAGCUCUGCCUCCGGGAUGUAUAAAAAGGGGAGUUCAGGAAGAGCGCCAAUGAAGGUCAGGACAGGCGUACACACAGAAACUUACUGAAGAGAAUCUGUCAUAGAGGAGGGGAGAGGAAACAGCUUUCAGGAUGUCAGGCGAAUCCAUCAUGGCGGAGUUUGGGUCCGCGGCUCCCUUCCUGAGGAAAUCAGAGAGGGAGCGCCUGGAGGCCCAGACCCGGCCCUUUGACAUGAAGAGGGCUUGCUUCGUACCCGACCCCGAGGUGGAGUACGUCAAAGCCAUCAUCACCAGCAGAGAUGGUGACAAAGUCACCGUCGACACCGAGGAGGGAAAGACGGUCACUGUUAAAGAGGCUGAUGUUCACCCCCAAAACCCGCCAAAGUUUGAUAAAAUCGAAGACAUGGCAAUGUUCACCUUCCUCCAUGAGCCUGCCGUGCUGUUCAACCUCAAAGAGCGUUAUGCAGCAUGGAUGAUCUACACCUAUUCAGGGCUGUUCUGUGUGACUGUCAACCCCUACAAGUGGCUGCCAGUCUACGACAAGAUGGUAGUCGCCGCUUACAGAGGGAAGAAGAGGAGUGAAGCUCCUCCUCACAUCUACUCCAUCUCCGACAAUGCUUACCAGUACAUGCUGUCUGACCGAGAAAAUCAGUCAAUCCUCAUCACCGGAGAAUCAGGUGCAGGAAAGACUGUAAACACCAAGAGAGUCAUCCAGUACUUUGCCAGCAUUGCAGCUGCUUCUGGCAAGAAGGAUCCCAGUCAGGAGAAAAAAGGUACUCUGGAAGAUCAAAUCAUCCAGGCUAACCCUGCUCUGGAGGCUUUUGGGAACGCCAAAACCAUCAGAAAUGACAACUCUUCCAGAUUUGGUAAAUUCAUCCGAAUCCACUUUGGCGUGAGUGGGAAGUUGUCCUCUGCUGAUAUUGAGACGUAUCUGCUGGAGAAAUCUCGUGUGACCUAUCAGCUGAAGGCUGAGAGGGAUUACCACAUCUUCUACCAGAUUCUGUCCCAGCAGAAGCCAGAACUGCUGGAAAUGCUGCUGAUCACCAACAACCCCUACGACUAUGCCUACAUCUCCCAAGGAGAGACAACCGUUGCCUCCAUCAAUGAUUCAGAAGAGCUUAUGGCAACUGAUGAAGCUUUUGACGUUCUGGGGUUCACCCAAGAGGAGAAGAACGGCAUCUAUAAGCUAACUGGGGCCAUCAUGCAUUACGGAAACAUGAAGUACAAACAGAAGCAAAGGGAGGAGCAAGCAGAGCCUGAUGGCACAGAGGAUGUCGACAAAGCGGCAUAUCUCAUGGGCCUGAACUCGGCUGACCUCAUCAAGGGGCUGUGCCACCCCAGAGUGAAAGUAGGCAAUGAGUGGGUGACCAAAGGUCAAAGUGUGCAGCAGGUAUACUACUCUAUUGGUGCUCUGGCUAAGUCAGUGUACGAGAAGAUGUUCUUGUGGAUGGUGGUGAGAAUCAACCAAUCCCUGGAUACCAAACAACCACGCCAGUACUUCAUCGGCGUGUUGGACAUCGCUGGAUUUGAGAUCUUUGACUUCAACACCUUUGAGCAGCUGUGCAUCAACUACACUAAUGAGAAGCUCCAGCAGUUCUUCAACCACCACAUGUUUGUGUUAGAACAAGAGGAAUACAAGAAGGAGGGAAUCGUGUGGGAGUUCAUUGACUUUGGCAUGGACUUGGCUGCCUGCAUUGAACUUAUUGAAAAGCCCAUGGGCAUCAUGUCCAUCCUCGAAGAGGAGUGCAUGUUCCCAAAAGCCAGCGAUGCGACAUUCAAAGCUAAACUUUAUGACAACCAUCUGGGUAAAAGUCCCAACUUCCAAAAACCCAGGGUUGUCAAAGGGAAAGCAGAAGCUCAUUUCUCCCUGGUCCACUAUGCCGGUACUGUUGAUUACAACAUCACUAACUGGCUUGAGAAGAACAAAGAUCCUCUGAAUGAGACAGUGGUUGGACUCUAUCAGAAGUCCACCCUGAAGCUGUUGUCCAUGCUGUUUGUUGGCUAUGCAGGAGCAGACGCAGCCCAGGAUGCAGGAGGCAAAGGAAAAGGAGGGAAGAAGAAGGGUUCUUCCUUUCAAACAGUGUCUGCUCUGCACAGGGAAAAUCUCAACAAACUGAUGACAAAUCUAAGAUCUACUCAUCCUCAUUUUGUGCGGUGCAUCAUCCCCAAUGAGACCAAGACUCCUGGCGCGAUGGAGAACCCUCUGGUCAUGCACCAGCUCCGCUGUAACGGGGUGCUGGAAGGCAUCAGGAUCUGCAGGAAGGGAUUCCCCAACAGGAUCCAGUAUGGAGACUUCAAGCAAAGCGCAUCUUGAACCCCAGCUCCAUCCCUGAUGGUCAGUUCAUGGACAACAAAAAAGCUGCAGAGAAACUUCUGGGCUCUUUGGACAUUGAUCACGAGCAGUACCGUCUUGGACACACAAAGGUGUUCUUCAAAGCUGGCCUGCUUGGUGUUCUUGAGGAAAUGAGAGACGAUCGUCUGGCUCUCAUCAUCACUGGAAUUCAAGCCAGAUCCAGAGGCCUUCUUGCCAGGAUUGAGUUCCAGAAAAUUGUCGAGAGAAGGGAUGCCUUACUGGUGAUCCAGUGGAACAUUCGUGCCUUCAUGGGAGUCAAAAAUUGGCCCUGGAUGAAGAUGUACUUCAAGAUCAAGCCUCUGCUGAAAUCAGCCGAAACUGAGAAGGAGAUGGCAAACAUGAAAGAGGAGUUUACAAAGCUCAAAGAAGCAUUUGCAAAAUCUGAAGCCCGCAAGAAAGAGCUGGAGGAAAAAAUGGUUACCCUUCUCCAAGAGAAGAAUGACCUACAGAUCCAAGUCCAAUCUGAGCAAGACAAUCUUGCUGAUGCCGAGGAACGCUGUGAAGGUCUUAUCAAAAGCAAGAUCCAGCUGGAGGCCAAAGUCAAAGAGCUGACAGAGAGAGUGGAAGAUGAGGAGGAGAUGAAUGCAGAGUUGACUGCAAAGAAGAGAAAGCUGGAAGAUGAGUGCUCAGAGCUCAAGAAGGACAUUGAUGAUCUGGAGCUCACUCUGGCUAAAGUGGAGAAGGAAAAGCACGCUACUGAGAAUAAGGUUAAAAACCUGACUGAAGAGAUGGCAGCUUUGGAUGAAAUCAUCGCCAAGCUAACCAAAGAGAAGAAAGCUCUUCAGGAGGCCCACCAGCAGACACUGGAUGACCUUCAGAGUGAGGAGGACAAAGUCAACACUCUCACCAAGGCUAAAGUCAAGCUGGAACAGCAAGUUGAUGAUCUUGAAGGAUCAUUGGAGCAGGAGAAAAAGGUGAGAAUGGAUCUGGAAAGAGCCAAGAGAAAACUGGAGGGGGACUUGAAACUGACCCAAGAGAAUGUAAUGGAUCUGGAGAAUGACAAGCAGCAGCUGGAGGAGAAACUUAAAAAGAAAGACUUUGAAAUAAGUCAGCAGCUCAGUAAAAUUGAGGAUGAACAGGCAAUGGCUGCUCAACUCCAGAAGAAACUCAAAGAGUUACAGGCCCGCAUUGAAGAGCUGGAAGAAGAGCUGGAGGCAGAACGAGCUGCUCGGGCCAAAGUGGAGAAGCAAAGGGCUGACUUGGCCAGAGAACUGGAGGAGAUCAGCGAGAGACUGGAGGAGGCUGGAGGAGCCACGGCUGCCCAGAUUGAGAUGAACAAGAAGAGGGAGGCAGAGUUCCAGAAGAUGCGCAGAGACCUCGAAGAGGCGACUCUGCAGCAUGAAGCCACGGCCGCUACCCUGAGAAAGAAGAACGCAGACAGCGUUGCUGACCUGGGCGAGCAGAUCGAUAACCUGCAGAGGGUCAAACAGAAGCUGGAGAAGGAGAAGAGUGAACUCAAACUGGAGCUGGACGAUGUGGUUUCCAACAUGGAGCAGGUCGCCAAAGCCAAAACCAACUUGGAGAAAAUGUGCCGCACUCUGGAGGAUCAACUGUCUGAAUAUCGCUCUAAGUCUGACGAGGCCCAGCGUGCAAUCAAUGACUUCACCAUGCAAAAGGCAAAGCUUCAAACUGAAAAUGGUGAGCUUCUCAGGCAGCUGGAGGAAAAGGACUCACUGGUGUCCCAAUUGACCAGAGGAAAGCUGUCCUACACACAGCAGGUUGAAGAUCUCAAGAGACAGUUAGAGGAAGAAGUGAAGGCCAAGAAUGCACUUGCUCAUGCAGUGCAGUCUUCCCGCCACGACUGUGAUCUGUUGAGGGAGCAGUUUGAGGAGGAGCAGGAGGCCAAAGCCGAGCUCCAGCGUAGCAUGUCCAAGGCCAACUCCGAGGUGGCUCAGUGGAGGACCAAGUAUGAAACUGAUGCCAUCCAGAGGACAGAGGAGCUGGAAGAAGCAAAAAAAAAGUUAGCUCAGCGCUUGCAGGAUGCUGAGGAAGCAGUUGAAGCUGCAAAUGCCAAAUGCUCCUCCCUGGAGAAAACCAAACACAGGCUUCAGGGGGAGAUUGAGGAUCUGAUGGUGGAUGUGGAGAGGUCUAAUGCUGCUGCUGCAGCCCUGGACAAAAAACAAAGGAACUUUGACAAGGUCCUUGCUGAGUGGAAGCAGAAGUACGAAGAGUCCCAGACUGAGCUGGAGGCUGCCCAGAAAGAGGCUCGAUCUCUCAGCACUGAGCUUUUUAAGCUGAAAAACUCUUACGAGGAGUCCCUGGAUCAUCUGGAAACCAUGAAGCGGGAAAACAAGAACCUGCAGGAGGAAAUUUCUGACCUCACCGAGCAACUUGGCGAGGGAGGAAAAAGCAUCCACGAGCUGGAGAAAAUCCGUAAGCAACUGGAGCAGGAAAAGGCUGAAAUUCAAACCGCUCUGGAGGAAGCAGAGGGUUCCCUUGAGCACGAGGAGAGCAAGAUCCUACGAGCUCAGCUGGAGUUUAACCAGGUGAAGGCAGACAUUGAGCGGAAGAUGGCGGAGAAAGACGAGGAGAUGGAUCAGGCCAAGCGCAACCAUCAGAGAGUGGUGGACACUCUGCAGAGCUCCCUGGAGGCGGAGACCCGCAGCAGGAACGAAGCUCUCAGACUGAAGAAGAAGAUGGAGGGAGACCUCAACGAGAUGGAGAUCCAGCUGAGCCAGGCCAACCGGCAGGCAGCAGAGGCCCAGAAGCAGCUCAAAGGAGUCCACGCCCACCUCAAGGACUCUCAGCUGCAGCUGGACGACGCUCUUCGAGGAAAUGAUGAUCUGAAAGAAAACAUUGCCAUCGUUGAGAGACGCAACAACCUGCUACAGGCUGAGCUGGAUGAGCUGAGGUCUCUGGUGGAGCAGACUGAAAGAGGCCGCAAACUGGCCGAACAAGAGCUGCUGGACAUCAGUGAAAGAGUCCAGCUGCUGCACUCACAGAAUACCAGCCUUCUGAACCAGAAGAAGAAGCUGGAGACGGAUGUAGCUCAACUCCAGAAUGAAGUGGAGGAGGCCGUGCAAGAGUGCCGAAACGCCGAGGAGAAGGCAAAGAAGGCCAUCACCGACGCCGCCAUGAUGGCGGAGGAGCUGAAGAAGGAGCAGGACACCAGCUCUCACCUGGAGCGCAUGAAGAAGAAUAUGGAGCAAACCAUCAAGGACCUGCAGCACCGCUUGGAUGAAGCCGAGCAAAUCGCCAUGAAAGGUGGCAAAAAGCAGAUCCAGAAGCUGGAGGCCAGGGUGAGGGAGCUGGAAAAUGAGGUGGACAUGGAGCAGAAGAAAAGCAGCGACUCCGUGAAGGGAAUUCGCAAGUAUGAGAGGCGUAUCAAAGAGUUAACCUACCAGGUGGAAGAGGAUAAGAAGAACCUGAGCCGCCUGCAGGACCUAGUGGAUAAACUCCAGAUGAAAGUGAAAUCCUACAAGAGGACUGCAGAGGAGGCUGAGGAGCAAGCCAAUGCAAAUCUAGCUAAGCUGCGGAAACUGCAGCAUGAGCUGGAGGAAGCAGAGGAGAGGGCAGACAUCGCAGAAUCGCAGGUCAACAAGCUGAGAGCAAAGAGCAGAGAUGUUGGAGCCAAGAAAUCCCACGAGGAAGAGUGAGGCCAUGUACCAGGCUGUCAUAAAUACAACUGUAGAGUAGUCCCUGUUCUUUGUUCUCCGUGCAACACGAGUGGAAUAAAGAACACAGAGUUGCAAAUGCA
Messenger RNA from Oryzias melastigma (Indian medaka), 6070 nucleotides. Its product is annotated as myosin-6. Gene Ontology annotation, molecular function: actin filament binding; cytoskeletal motor activity; ATP binding. The record is from RefSeq and is a predicted model, not a curated record. Gene Ontology annotation, cellular component: myosin complex. Lineage: Eukaryota; Metazoa; Chordata; Actinopteri; Beloniformes; Adrianichthyidae.